Parasteatoda tepidariorum (common house spider) is the source of this 2322-nucleotide messenger RNA. Its product is annotated as 5-hydroxytryptamine receptor. Gene Ontology annotation, cellular component: plasma membrane. Gene Ontology annotation, biological process: positive regulation of MAPK cascade; adenylate cyclase-activating adrenergic receptor signaling pathway. The record is from RefSeq and is a predicted model, not a curated record. Lineage: Eukaryota; Metazoa; Arthropoda; Arachnida; Araneae; Theridiidae. Gene Ontology annotation, molecular function: G protein-coupled receptor activity.
UAAAAUGACGGGCAAGAGUCGCUUACAGAACACUUGCGGAAAAGCUUACCCAAAGAUAUGGUUGGUUCGAAAUGGAUGACGGGAAACUUUGCCCGGCCAAUGAAAUCCUUUCCAAUAUUUAGGUGAGGCUUUCGACUUCUUUCGAAUAAUGUACCAAGAUCUGCAGAUGGAGCAAAGUAUACAACAGCACUUCAUCUCUGAUAAAAUGAUACUAUUUUUCAAAUUUUGAAGAUCGAUGUUCUUAUUAAGUGGAAUCCUGCUACUUAAAGAUGAAAUGAUGGAAAACACUGCUCUAAAAAUAAGAUUCCGCAAUACGCUUAUUUAAUUUAUCCGGAGUUAAAAAAAUAAUUAAGAAUUUGAAGAAAAAAAGAAUGAUAUAAACAGUUUUUAAUUUUUGAAAGUUAUCAAAAAAAGACAAAUGGUGUCGUGAAUUGUUAGGAACAAAAUUAUUUUAACCACAGUGUAAAAAAUCAAAUUUCUAAAAUUCAAACUUUUAUUGACAUGCACGUUUAUUCCAGUAUAACUAUAUACGAUGACAUUGUUUCAAUGUUACUUUCUCAACAAUUUCCAAGCACUAGACACAAGCUGAGAAACUGAGAAGCAUGAAGAAUAAUUCUCUGGAAUCUCGCAUUAAUUUUGUGGCAUCUCAUGAUAAUUUUACAGUGGAAGAAGCAGAUCUAGCUAUCACUUCGGAAAUAAUAUGGUUGAUAUUUAUUUGCAUAUUCUUAAGCAUACUGAUUAUUGCGACCAUUGUGGGGAAUAUUUUUGUCAUGAUUGCCAUCGUCAAGGACAGAAAUCUUAAUAAUUUAAGCAACUAUUUAGUGUUCUCAUUGGCGCUUGCCGAUUUGCUAGUAGCUUUACUAGUCAUGCCAAUUGGCGCAGUUUAUGAAGUUCGAAAAGAAUGGACGAUGGGUCCAGUUUUAUGUGAUUUAUGGACUUCUUGUGACGUGCUUUGCUGCACGGCUUCAAUACUUCAUCUACUAGCCAUAGCCGUAGAUCGCUAUUGGGCCGUUACUAAUGUUGACUACGCUAGAAACCGAUGCAAAAAGCGUAUUUACACAGCUAUAUUUUUAGUUUGGGGCAUAUCAUUUAUCAUAUCAAUUGCCCCAAUAUUUGGAUGGAAAGAUCCAGAUUUUACCACACGUAUCGAAAUCGAAAAACGCUGCUUAGUGAGCCAAGAUUUAGGCUACCAAGUGUUUGCUACUUGCUCAAGUUUUUAUGUUCCAUUGGUAAUGAUUCUAAUUCUGUAUUCACGAAUAUUCCAAGAGGCUCGAAGAAGAAUCCGACGUAGACCAGGAGCCGCCAGUCAGGCUAUGCUGCUAGUUCAGCGUCCCCCACCGGCUUUUACAGACUCCAAGCGAAGCAGCAGUUCGCCGUCAUCAAGCUUCGAUCCACCAUCUUCCGUUGUAGAUACAACUCUUUCUUGCAAUAUCAUGAAUGCAAGCGGAACUCCAUCUCAAAAUGCAAAUGGCGUACAGAACUCUAAGCAAUCGAUUCUAACUCCACAAAACUCUUCUUCCGGAAGUGGUGGGGCUGUCGGUAGGUUACUGCACAUAGGAAAACGCGGUGAAAAGAAGUCAGAGAACAAUUUAGCUAAACGCGAAAAGAAAGCUGCUAAAACCCUAGCUAUAAUCACUGGAGUUUUUGUAAUGUGCUGGAUGCCUUUCUUCGUCAUGGCCCUACUACUACCUCUGUGCAACGAAUGUGAGCCUUCUUUUCCAAUUUUUAGUGUCUUCCUAUGGCUGGGUUAUGCGAAUUCUAUGCUCAAUCCUAUCAUUUAUACAAUAUUCAGCCCAGACUUUCGAAGUGCGUUUCGAAAGCUGUUGUGUACAAUCCACACCAGUCAGCGACCACUGUGACUUAACUCUUGUUGUUUCCUCUAACUGCACACGAUGUUAUCGCACAGUGUUUUGAAUGUUUCAUAAAUGUACCAAAUUAUUCAAUCCAUAUUACUAAGUAAAGUGCUUGUUGUUUGCUCUAAUUCUAUGCUUGCUCUACAGUUUCUUCUGUGUUUGCAUGGAAAGCGUCACAAAUGCUGUGAUAAGAAGCAUGUACAGUUUUUAAUUUGAUAUUUAGCGUGUUUAAUGAAACAAUAGUUUGAAAAAUCUUACUCUACCGGUGGGACAUGAUUAAGAAACAAUAAUCUCUAUUUUUAGUUGAAUUACUAAACUAUAAUUCAAAGUGCAAAAAAAAAAAAAACAUAUGUAUGCAUGAUGAUUGUUGAAAAAAGUAUGUAAACUUUCAAUAUCCCAACGAAAACUUAUUUGGAUAAUCUUAUUUUUUCAUACAUAUGAAGAUUGUCGUCAAGAAUAUUACUUCUAC